GACCAUUAAGACGUAUGCAUGGGGUGCAGCUGUGCUUGGAUGUUUGUAUCGCAAUUUAUGCACCUCAACUGAUUACAAAACGCCAAGCUGUGGUGGGUUUACACUGUUAUUGUAGUUAUGGGCAUGGGAACGAUUCCCAACCAUUCUAUCUUCUCCAUUCCCACCUAUUCCUGCAGCCAGUCCUAUUGGUUUAAGGUGGUCCAACACAGCCACUAAAAUAAGCAUGAGCGAUGAUAUUAAAUUUUAUCGCAAAUUCUUUGAUCGGUUGACCAGAAAAUCUAUUAUUUGGCAACCAUAUCCGCCUUUGGAACAGAUGCCCGAGGACUGCACACAGGGGAUUUGUAUUUGGGGUUCUGUAAUCCCGUUACUUUCUCUGUGUAUUUGUGAAUGGCAUCAGCCUGAUAGGGUCAUGAGGCAAUUUGGUUACCAACAACCAGUUCCAAAUCCUCCAAUGACUCCUGCUCAUGUGCAUGCGUUGACCCUGCGGGGAAAGACUGAUGACGAUUGGACUACAAUAUUAAGUCCAGCACUUGAGCACUGGGCCAAUCGAUAUGCAUACCACUUUGCACCUACUUCUCCACAGGUUGGACUAUUAGGUCCAAAUUCUGAAUACAUGAGGUGGUAUCGCAGAAAGGGGAAAUUGUACAUUGAUCCUGAUGAAGUUAAAGACUCGAUUGUGGGAGACGUAACUGAAUGCUUGGCAUACUUGACAUCUCCUCAUGGCAGCCCAGAGUUUUCUAUGGAAGCAGUCACAGAGCAGACUAAUCGAUUAUUAUCGAUAUCUGAUGACUAUAGGGCUAGAUUCGUUGAGCCAGCUGAGGAAGCACCCCUUCCCCCUGGUUCAUAUGACGUGGGGACUUUCAAUGUUCCUCCACAGUCAAGGGAGGUUGGAGGGUUACCUAGACGAAGAACGCCAGUUGAGGCGAUGGAUCAGAUGUACCCUACAGUGCCAGACAGAGCAGCAGGGUUAUAUUAUAUUCCUUCUCAGGAGCCCACUUAUCCAUCGCAGUCCCAAUACACAUAUUGGUACACCCCACCUUGCCCUCCAUGUUUUGAGACAUUAGUUCCGAUGACUACUACACAUAUCUGUGAGUCACUUGGUUUAGACUCAUCACCGGAACCAACUAUGUCAUCAGAAAUGAUGGAUCAUACUUUUGGACAUUCCCCUUUAAUGACUCCACAGCCAAGUAUGCCACAGGAUGCCACACAAUCGAGUCAGGAAGCACCUUUUCAUAUUCUGUAA
This is a messenger RNA of Cajanus cajan (pigeon pea), 1243 nucleotides long. Lineage: Eukaryota; Viridiplantae; Streptophyta; Magnoliopsida; Fabales; Fabaceae. The record is from RefSeq and is a predicted model, not a curated record.